GCUGCGAGUGCGCGAGCAGCGCGCUCCCGCCACCCGCGUCGCCAUCUUUUCCCCUUCUGUCUGUCUGUCGGCGGGUGCUUUGUCCGUCUGCAGCGCCGCCCCUCGGCUACCUGCCACCAGUUCAGCCCGGAGCCGCCCUCCGCCUGCCGGGACCCUGUCCCGGAAAGGCGCGGCCCGGCUGGGCUCGAGCUGCGGCCCGAGGCCCAUUGUCCGGCGGUCUGUCUGUCCGGAGGCGGGGCCCAGGGACACGGAGCGAGCGGAGCGCGGAGGCGUUGGAUACAAACCACUCGGAUUCGGGCGAGUUUGCUUUGCGCCGUGGGAACCGCAGCAGAGGUGGAGGUCAGCACCUUACAAGGAGGUAGGAACAUAUCCAGUCGUGAAACUGGGAAAGACCAGAGCUCUUGGAUCAGGGAAACAUGUCCCGUCGGAAACAGACAAAUCCAAAUAAAGUUCACUGGGAUCAAGUAUUUGCGGGGCUGGAAGAGCAAGCCCGCCAGGCGAUGAUGAAAACUGAUUUUCCUGGAGACCUUGGCAGUCAGCAACAAGCUAUCCAACAACUAAGAGAUCAGGACUCCAGUAGCAGUGACAGUGAGGGUGAUGAAGAGGAGACUACACAAGAUGAAGUCUCUUCGCACACAUCAGAGGAAGAUGGAGGGGUGAUCAAAGUGGAGAAGGAGUUAGAAAAUGCAGAGCAGCCUGUUAGUGGGAACGAAGUGGUAGAACAUGAGGUCACAGAGAAUUUGAAUUCUGACCCCCUGCUUGAACUCUGCCAAUGUCCCCUCUGCCAGCUAGAUUGUGGGAGUCGGGAGCAGCUGAUAGCGCACGUGUACCAGCACACUGCCGCAGUGGUGAGCGCCAAGAGCUACAUGUGUCCUGUCUGUGGCCGAGCCCUUAGUUCCCCAGGGUCAUUGGGCCGCCACCUCCUAAUCCACUCCGAGGACCAGAGGUCUAACUGUGCUGUGUGCGGAGCUCGUUUCACCAGCCAUGCCACCUUUAACAGUGAAAAACUUCCUGAAGUACUUAAUAUGGAAUCCCUACCCCCAGCCCACAAUGAGGGCCCCUCCAGUACCGAGGGUAAGGACAUUGCCUUUAAUCCUGUAGUGUACCCUGCUGGAAUUCUGCUUGUGUGCAACAACUGUGCUGCCUACCGUAAACUCCUGGAAGCUCAGACCCCCAGCGUACGCAAGUGGGCCCUCCGUCGACAGAAUGAGCCUUUGGAAGUACGGCUGCAGCGGCUGGAACGAGAACGGACAGCCAAGAAGAGCCGGCGGGACAACGAGACCCCUGAGGAGCGGGAAGUGAGGCGAAUGAGGGACCGGGAAGCCAAACGCCUGCAACGCCUGCAGGAGACUGACGAACAACGGGCCCGCCGGCUGCAGCGGGACCGGGAAGCCAUGAGGCUGAAGCGGGCCAACGAGACCCCGGAGAAGCGGCAGGCCCGGCUCAUCCGGGAGCGGGAGGCCAAGCGGCUUAAGAGGCGGCUAGAGAAAAUGGACAUGAUGUUGCGAGCUCAGUUUGGCCAGGACCCUUCUGCCAUGGCAGCCUUAGCAGCUGAAAUGAACUUUUUCCAGCUGCCGGUGAGUGGGGUGGAGUUGGACAGCCAGCUCCUGGGCAAGAUGGCCUUUGAAGAGCAAAACAGCAGCUCCUUACACUGAACCAAAUCCUUCUGCGUGACUACCCAUCCUUUCAGGCCCACCGGGAUCAGUGUUGCACCACCCACAGGGGCCUUUCCUCGCUGCCAGAGGCAGCCUGUGUUUCUUGCAGGUGGACCCAUGCCCCCUUGCAUGUGGGAGCACAAUGAUGAGAUGAGAUCAGGAGGGAACUGCUCAAAGUGACUGGGAAAGGGAGCAGGCUCUCCAUGGAACCGGACUCGCCAGCACACCACUGCAGGGCAUGCUGAUUUAAGACUGUAGGGACCCUGUGUGGCCCACAGAGUUGUGAGGGCAAAUAAAUUAACUUUAUCUUU
This is a messenger RNA of Chrysochloris asiatica (Cape golden mole), 1966 nucleotides long. It is a transcript of the gene ZNF821, whose product is annotated as zinc finger protein 821. Bases 417 to 1655 code for a protein of 412 amino acids. Gene Ontology annotation, biological process: regulation of transcription by RNA polymerase II. NCBI's taxonomy places the organism in Eukaryota, Metazoa, Chordata, Mammalia, Afrosoricida, Chrysochloridae. Gene Ontology annotation, cellular component: nucleus. The transcript is spliced from 8 exons. Gene Ontology annotation, molecular function: RNA polymerase II cis-regulatory region sequence-specific DNA binding; DNA-binding transcription activator activity, RNA polymerase II-specific. The record is from RefSeq and is a predicted model, not a curated record.